AUGAGUAAUAAUGAGGGGGACUCAGUUGCGAUGCCAUCUUCGUCGUCUAAUGCAGAGUUCUACGAGAAUGGUUCGACCGGAUCUCGAGCUGCCAAUGUGGAAUGGGUAGAAAUCGUCGAACCUCAAUCACGGCAAACAAUGUACGCCAAUCUUGUAACCGGGCAGUGUGCAUGGGAACCACCACUUGGAGCCAAUGUGUAAGUAUUCCGCACUUGACUUUCUCAUUCGUCUUCCCAUCAUCAAUAAAAUUUUUUAGAAAAACGACACAUCAAAAUCAGUGGUGGGAGCUGUUUGAUUCGAAAACCGGAAGGUAUUAUUACUACAAUGCCUCGUCUAGCGUGACAAAAUGGCAAAAACCGACUGGAGUCGACAUUGAUAUAAUUCCCCUAGCGAAGUUACAAACUCUGAAAGAGAAUACUGAAGGAGCAGCAGCCAAAGUACUCCAAUUUCAGUUUUUUCGACAUGCCUCAUUAUUAGAAUUUAAGAUUCGCAGAACAUGUGAAACCCAAACAUCGCCUUCUGUUCGAAGAGUUACAAACAAAGUGACAGGUCCUGUUUUCGCACAAAACAUUUCGCCUGAUGCAGGAGUCGUAUCUUUCCGAAGUAACAGUCGAAACUCUCAAAAUACUCUAAACGGAAUGCAGAGUUCUUUUGAGGUGAGUGUAUUUUCCCAUUUUAGCUAGCAUAAUUCAUUGCACAUCCUGUUUUUGCAGUGGAUGUCGGUUGACGAAGACAGCGCACUCAGUGAAAGGGGCGCCAGUGAAUACGGGGCUAAUCCUGCUUCGAAGAAUGGACCACCAUAUGGUGCCUUCCCGACUGCUGCCAGUGCAUCUUCAACAUUAUCGCAUGCACCAUCUUCCGACUCAAUUCCCGCACGUUCCUCUAGGUCCGCAUCGCCUCCGCCUCCUGGAAGACGAUCACUAUUCUCCUCGGUCACUUCAACAAAGGGCAAGAACAAGAAUGGUUGGUCGAAAGAACCACCUAAAACAUCACUGACACAACCCGAAAAUAAACAGUUACGCAAAGAGACCGCAGCUUUGUUCAAGCUGAUUCAGUCGUACAUGGGAGAUCGGAAAAGUAAAGUUAAUCCUGAACAAAUUGCGCUGUCGUUUUGUGAGUUGGCUGUGAAGAAACUAGAGAUUGGAGACGAGGCGAUCGCUCUUUUAAUUCAACAGUUGUCCGAUAACGACAGGCCCGACAGCUUACGGUAAGAACUUAUUCUUCUCGUUCAACCUAACAAUUAGUUUUGCAGAAAAGGAUGGGAACUGCUGACUAUCGUUCUCGCUUACAUCUUUCCGACUGAAAACAUCAGUGAAAAGUUGAACGAGUUUCUCAGCAAACAUCUCGAUCCUAUCUUUGAUCUUCCCGAAGUAUCCACUUCAUAUUUCUCCCAGCAGUGCAUGAAAAGGUUGAGCAAAGUGAUAGCUCGACUGAAACCUACAAUAGCAAGCAUUCAAGAAACCAAAGUGCACAUUUUCCGACCUCCAUUGUUUUCUGCAUCUUUGGAAGAGCUCAUGCAAAUGCAAUCUGAGAAAUUCCCAGAGCUCAAGCUUCCGUGGCUACUGACCACUCUAAUAGAGUUACUUUAUCAAUCAGGAGGACGGCGAACUGAAGGAAUAUUCCGGUAGUGUUUUAUUCUAUUAUUCAUUGUUUAUUUUUGAGUAAUUUCAGAGUUGCUGGUGAUCCUGAACAGCUUGCAACAGCUCGUGGUCAACUUGACGGAUGGCUCGCCCCAAAAAUGCACGAUGCCAACGUUCCAGCCUGCCUUCUGAAACUUUGGCUGCGCCAACUUCCCGUCCCGUUAAUUCUUCCCAAUCUUUACCAGCGUGCCCUGUCAGCAGCAGAAAAUGCAGCGGAAGCCGUCCGGAUAGUAGAUUUACUGCCUGACAUCAACCGAUUGGUUCUUGUUCGAGUAAUAGAUCUGCUUCAAGAUUUGAGCAGAGAAGAAGUUGUAGCCAAGACGAAAAUGGACACUUCUAACUUGGCUAUGGUCAUUGCUCCAAACAUUUUGAGGUACACGACAAAUUAGAAAAGUGAUGAACAUUUCUAAUUUUCAGGUGUGAGAGCGAAGAUCCUCGAGUGAUUUUCGAGAACACCCGUCGUGAAAUGAGCUUUAUGAAAAUUUUAAUUCUUAACUAUGAUACCACCUUCAUUCAAAAUGUACUUUAA
Caenorhabditis sp. 36 PRJEB53466 is the source of this 2169-nucleotide messenger RNA. The record is from the annotation of a GenBank genome assembly. NCBI's taxonomy places the organism in Eukaryota, Metazoa, Nematoda, Chromadorea, Rhabditida, Rhabditidae.